AUGCUACCUUUUACGCCCAAAUCGACUUCAAAAUCACGUGAUAUCAGUGUUAGAAAAGACACGAGUCGUAUAAUAAUGACUCAAAUGAACGAUGAUGACAAGCCGCUUGGUCCAUCAAAAAUUGUGCAAUUAGAAGGAUUUUUUGAUGAACUUUUCAAAAAGUUAUUCAACUUGAUUGCAAAUAACGGUGUUGUUCGCCCGGUUGAAACUGAAUUAAUACAAAUGAUUAUUGGUCUAAUCACUGAAAUGAUACACGACCUUAAUCUUGAAUUAGCCGUCUUUCAUUUAUCAUUACCAAAACGUUUAUCAUCAUCAAUUCACAAAUUACCAAAACCUAAUCAAGAAUUAUCUAAUCUUAUCGAUUUAAUGACCAAAACAGACAACACCAAUACUGUUCGAAAUGAAGUACCAAUUACAUCAAUUAAAAACGUUCAUGUAUUCUUGGAAAGUAUCGUAGCAACUGAAAAUAAAUUUAUGGAAAAAUAUGAUACUAUACCAACUAUAUCUGCACAUUAUGAUAAAGAUCAGUCUUAUAUAAAGCUGCUGGAUAAAGCACGUGGCUGUACUACAAAAUGUGAUGAUGGUAAUAAAGAUAGUUACAGCACAGGUCAUCAACUACGUGCGUUCUCCAGUAUAAAAUUUGAAAUUACAAAUGAAGCUAGUCUAAAACAAUGUCAUGAAAUUGAUAAUAAUGGUUAUAUUGUUGUCCGGGGUCACAGUGGGCAUUUUUUGCCAGAGCAGGCGGACUUUAGCUUUAUAAGUGAACUAAAAUUUCAUGAACCAUUUUUUAUAGGUUUCACGAUCCUCUUUCUAAUGGCAUGAGAGUUGGAUUUUGAAAAAGUUUUCUAAAGAGUUUUCCAGAGAUCCGGCGCCUGGAAAACCCUUCAGAAAACUUUCUCAAUAUUUAAAAACGAUGCCACUGGAAAGAGCAUUGUCGAAAACCUAUAAGAAACAUGUUUCGAGUCGUUCAGGUUACUUUAUCUUGAAAUUCAAAUUUUC
Molecule: messenger RNA, 999 nt
Organism: Didymodactylos carnosus
Lineage: Eukaryota; Metazoa; Rotifera; Eurotatoria; Philodinida; Philodinidae
Source: the annotation of a GenBank genome assembly